AUGGAAGCACUGACGCGGCAACAGGUUCGAGAGUUCCACAACGCCACCGAGUGCCACAUCUGCCAGAAACCUCUAUUGAGCAGCGACCGAGUGAGAGAUCACUGCCAUCUGACGGGCAAGUACCGCGGAGCAGCGCACAACGAGUGCAACCUGAACUAUCAGGACUCGAGGACCGUGCCCAUCGUCUUCCACAAUCUCACCGGCUACGACUCGCACUUCAUCAUACGGGAAAUCGCCACAUGCUUCCCCGGUCCAGUCGAGGUCUUGCCCGAGACGAAGGAACGCUACAUCUCGUUCACGAAGCACGUUGCCGGCAGCGAUGUGAAGUUUCGCUUCAUCGACUCGUUCCGCUUCAUGGCGUCGUCGCUGGAAAAACUAGCAUCGGACUUGAGUGAGCUGCGGAUCGUGAGGGGAGAAUUCCCCCACCUGUCCGAUGAGAAAUUCGAGCUGCUCACGAGGAAGGGUGUGUUCCCCUACGAGUACGCCGACUGUGUGGACAAAUUGCAGGAUAUCGAGCUACCACCGAAAGCGAGCUUCCACAGUUCACUGACGGGCAGCGACAUCUCGGACGCGGACUACGAGCACGCCAAGAGAGUGUGGGACGAGUUCGAGAUCCGGAGCUUGGGCGAAUACUCGGACCUGUACUUGAAAACGGAUGUGCUUCUCCUUGCCGAUGUCUUCGAGAACUUCCGCAACAACUCGGUCGCAGCAUACGGCCUGGACCCCGCCCACUACUACACACUGCCAGGCUACUCUUGGGACGCGAUGUUUAGGUACACCCAGGUCCAGCUAGAACUCCUCACCGACCCCGAUAUGCACCUCUUCAUCGAGCAAGGAAUACGCGGGGGUAUUAGCCAGUGCUCCAACCGAUACGCCCGGGCCAACAACAAAUACAUGAGCGACUACGACGCCAAUGAGGAGGCCAAGUAUCUGAUGUACUUCGACGUGAACAAUUUGUAUGGCCGAGCGAUGAUGGAGUACCUGCCGCAAGGAGGCUUCGAGUGGUUCACCGGCCAUAACGUCGACUUCCUCAAUGUGCCGGACGACUCGCCUGUCGGAUACAUCCUCGAAGUGGAUCUCGACUACCCGGAGAAUUGUCACGACUCGCACAAAGACCUGCCGCUGUGUCCCGAGCACAAGAGCGCCCCCGGCUCGAAACAGAACAAGCUCAUGACUACGCUGGAGCCGAAGAAGCGCUACAUCCUCCACUACCGCAACUUGAAGCAGGCUGUGCAGCAGGGGAUGAAACUCGUACGCGUCCAUCGCGUCUUGAAGUUCAGACAGUCCGCAUGGCUACGACCCUACAUCGAGCUGAACAGCGAGUUGCGAAAACGGGCGCGGAAUGAGUUUGAGAAGAAUCUCUACAAACUCAUGAACAACGCGGUGUUCGGCAAGACGAUGGAGAACGUACGCAAACACGUGACUGUGAAGCUGGUGAGGAAGUGGGGUGGGCGCUACGGGGCCGAAGCACUCAUCGCCAAGCCGAAUUUCCAUAGCUGCUCCAUCUUCGGGGAGAACCUCGUGGCGAUUCAGCUCACGAAGACGGAGGUUUAUCUCAAUAAGCCGAUCUACGUGGGGCUGAGCGUGCUAGACCUAUCGAAGAUCCACGUAUACGACUUCCACUACGAGUACAUGAAGCGGGAAUUCGACGAUCGAUGCAAGCUCCUCUACACCGACACCGACAGCCUGCUCUACGAGAUUCGCUGCAACGACAUCUAUGCCAUCAUGAAGCGUGAUAUUAAGCGAUUCGACACGUCCGAUUACCCGUCGAACAACCGGUUUGGCAUGCCACUGGCCAAUAAAAAGGUGAUCGGCCUUAUGAAGGACGAGUGCAACGGCCGCAUCAUGACCGAGUUCGUGGGCUUGCGCAGUAAGAUGUAUUGCGUCCGUGUGGAGGGGCGUGAUCGCAUCAAGAGGGUCAAGGGCGUGAAGAGGAGCGUGGUCGAGGCGAGCAUCACAUUCGACGACUUUCUGCGAUGUCUCCGAGACAAAAAGGCGCAGCGACGAGUGCAAUGCGUAAUCAGAUCACGCUUGCACAAUGUGUUUACGGAGAGGCAGUCGAAGGUGGCGCUCAGUGCUCACGACGACAAACGCAUUCUUCUACCCGACAGCACGGACACGUUGCCAUGGGGGCAUUUCAGGGCCCAGCCACCACCACCAUUGCCACCACCACCACCACCACCACCACCACCGCAGCUACCACCACCACUACUGCCACCACCACCGCCGCAGCUACCACCACCACCUGCGCCCUGA
This is a messenger RNA of Venturia canescens, 2256 nucleotides long. RefSeq lists its product as uncharacterized. The coding region runs from base 1 to 2256 and encodes 751 amino acids. Gene Ontology annotation, molecular function: DNA binding; nucleotide binding; DNA-directed DNA polymerase activity. The record is from RefSeq and is a predicted model, not a curated record. Gene Ontology annotation, biological process: DNA replication. The transcript has a single exon. Lineage: Eukaryota; Metazoa; Arthropoda; Insecta; Hymenoptera; Ichneumonidae.